CCUCCUGCAUAGAUAUUCCAUAGUUUAUCAGUAACACAAAAUUCUCUGUUCUGUCUGAGUCAUUAUGAAUCAGAGCGAGCGAUACGGCAAAUAAAAAUAAAUUUAUGACAAAAUUUAAAAUCUGACUUGACACAAAAAAAGAUGUUGAAAGUUGGGGAUGAUUGAAAAAUUUUAAAUACUAUAUAUAAACAGUAUUAAGUCAUUAUAUCUAGUUUACUACCAAUUGAAUAGUUCAUAAGUGUGUUGACAUCGUCAGAAUCUAAGGACAAUGUCAGACUUUUGGUUAAAUUAUUUGGAUAAUCCAACGUUAUCUGUUUUACCGCAUGAUUUUUUAAAGCCUGCCAAUAACCAAUCGGUUGAAGCAACUCAUUCCUUUGAAUUGGACUCCGAGAUUGACUUCAAUCACGGUUUAGCUACGUUUGGUGCUUUGAUUUACAGAUUGACAGGGGAUGAAGAUAUUGUGAUUGCUACGGAUGUGGAAGAAUCUAAUCCUGCUUUCAUUAUAAGAUUGAAUUUAACUCCUGAAUUAACCUUUUCAGAUUUAAUUGCAAAAGUAUCUCAAGAAUUUGAAGUCAAUUCAAAACAUGUUAAUUAUAAUUCUUUAUCAGAAAUAUCUCAAAGUAUCAAAUCAGCUAAGAAAUUAGAUGAAAACCCUCCAUUAUUUAGAUUAUCUUAUCAACAUGCUCAUGCAAAUCAACAAUUAUCUACUACUGUGGAAGGUUCCAUUAGAGAUUUAGCUAUUUUCACUGAUGGUAAGAAAUUCUCCAUAUAUUACAAUGCAUUAUUAUAUACUCAUGAAAGAAUUGUGAUAUUAGGUGAACAAUUCACUAGUUUUAUCAAUGCUACUGCUAAAGAUUUAAAAUCAACCAUAACUAAAGUUAAUUUAAUCACUAAAUUCCAAAAGGGUCACUUACCAGAUCCAACUCUUGAUUUGGAUUGGUCAGGAUUUAGAGGUGCUAUUCAAGAUAUAUUCCAAAAGAAUGCUGAAGAUCAUCCUGAAAGACCAUGUGUAGUUGAAACUAAAUCCUUUUUAGAUCCAUCAACUAAGACUCGUACUUUUACUUACAAACAAAUCAAUCAAGCUUCUAAUAUUGUAGGAAAUUAUUUAAAGGAAACAGGUAUCAAGAAAGGAGAUAUCGUCAUGAUUUACGCUUAUCGUGGUGUUGAUUUAAUGAUUGCCGUAAUGGGUGUUUUAAAAGCUGGUGCUACCUUUUCUGUCAUCGAUCCAGCUUAUCCACCUGCUAGACAAAACAUUUAUCUUUCCGUUGCUAAACCAGCUGGUUUAAUCGGUUUAGAAAAAGCUGGUACUUUAGAUUCAUUAGUGGUCGACUAUAUCAAAGACGAAUUAAAUGUCAUUACAACCAUUCCUCAAUUAAAAGUUAAUGAUGAUGGUUCUUUAGUUGGUGGUUCAUUAGAAGGUCAACUUGAAGAUUGUUUAACCACUUAUCAAUCAUUUGCCGAUAAACCAACUGGUGUCAUCGUUGGUCCUGAUUCUAAUCCAACUUUAUCAUUCACUUCAGGUUCUGAAGGUAUUCCAAAGGGUGUAUUAGGUCGUCAUUAUUCCUUAGCCUACUACUUCCCAUGGAUGUCCCAAAGAUUUGGAUUAUCUAAUAAAGAUAAAUUCACUAUGCUUUCUGGUAUUGCCCAUGAUCCAAUUCAAAGGGAUAUGUUCACUCCAUUAUUCUUAGGUGCCCAAUUAUUAGUUCCUACUGCUGAUGAUAUUGGUACUCCAGGUAAAUUAGCUGAUUGGAUGGCUGAAUAUGGAGCUACUGUGACCCAUUUAACUCCAGCUAUGGGUCAAUUAUUAAGUGCCCAAGCUUCCACUCCAAUUCCAACCUUGCAUCAUGCUUUCUUCGUGGGUGAUAUUUUAACCAAAAGAGAUUGUUUAAGAUUACAAACCUUGGCUGAAAAUGUAUUCAUUGUGAAUAUGUAUGGUACUACUGAAACCCAAAGAUCAGUAUCAUACUUUGAAAUUAAAAGUCGUAAGUCAGAUGCAACUUAUUUAAAGAACUUGAAGGAUGUCAUGCCAGCAGGUACAGGUAUGUAUAAUGUUCAAUUAUUAGUUGUGAAUAGAAAUGAUAGAUCUCAAACUUGUGGUGUUGGUGAAGUUGGUGAAAUUUAUGUUAGAGCUGCUGGUUUGGCUGAAGGAUAUAGAGGAUUACCAGAAUUAAAUAAAGCCAAAUUCGUUACUAAUUGGUAUGUUGAUCCUAAAGAAUGGAUUAAACAAGAUGAAGCUAACUCCAAAAAUGAAAACUGGAGAUCUGAAGGUUGGUUAGGUCCAAGGGAUAGAUUAUACAGAACUGGAGAUUUAGGUCGUUAUUUACCUGAUGGUAAUGUGGAAUGUUGUGGUAGAGCCGAUGAUCAAGUUAAAAUCAGAGGGUUUAGAAUUGAACUAGGUGAAAUUGAUACUCAUUUAUCUCAACAUCCAUUAGUUCGUGAAAAUGUGACUUUAGUUAGAAGAGAUAAGAAUGAAGAACCAACUUUGAUUUCUUAUAUUGUUCCAAAGGAUUCACCAGAAUUAAAAAAUUUCAAAUCUGAAACCCAAGACAAUGAUGAAGAAGAUCACGAUCCUAUUGUUGAAGGGUUGGUUGCCUAUCGUGAAUUAAUCAAAGACAUUAAGAGUCAUUUAAAGAAAAGAUUAGCUUCAUAUGCUGUUCCAACUAUCAUUGUUCCAUUAGUUAAAUUACCAUUAAAUCCAAAUGGUAAAGUUGACAAACCAAAAUUACCUUUCCCAGAUACUGCUCAAUUAGAAGCUGUGGCAAAAUUAAUCAGUAAAAACAAGGUAGCCGGGGGAUCUGAAUCUACUGAACAAGAACAAUUGAAUCAAUUAGAAUCUCAAAUUGUCGACUUAUGGUUAGAAGUCUUGCCUAACAGACCAGCAUCAAUCGCCAAGGAUGAUUCCUUCUUUGAUUUAGGUGGGCAUUCGAUCUUGGGUACCCGUAUGAUUUUCGAACUAAGAAAAAAGCUUAAUAUAGAAGUACCAUUAGGUGUUAUAUUCAAGAACCCAACUGUUGAAAGUUUCGCCAAGGAGGUUGAAAAAAUAAUAAAAGGUGAAGAAGUGCAAUUAGCCGAUGGUGGUAACACUGGUGAAGAAGAACAGUCUACUGAGGUUAUUGAUUACGCUAAGGACGCAGCAGACUUAACCGCAUCUGCGUUGUUGCUGUCAUAUGAAUCCUUGAAAAAAUUGGAUACUUCUAAGGCGAUAAAUGUGUUUCUUACCGGUGCAACUGGUUUCUUGGGUUCGUUUAUUCUUCACAAUAUUUUAACUUCUAGACCUGAUUUAAAAUUCAAAGUAUUUGCCCACGUAAGAGCAUCUAGUGUCGAGGCUGGUUUAGAUAGAUUACGCCAAACUGGUAAAACUUAUGGAAUUUGGGAUGAAAAAUGGGUUUCCCUGAUUGAAGUAGUUUUAGGUGAUUUGUCAAAAUCCAAAUUUGGUUUAAGUGAUGAAAAAUGGUCAACUUUAGCACAAACUAUUGAUGUUAUAAUUCAUAAUGGUGCUUUUGUCCAUUGGGUUUAUCCUUAUUCUCAAUUAAGAGAUGCUAAUGUGAUUGGUACUAUCAAUGUAUUAAAUUUAUGCGGUGAAGGCAAAGCAAAAUAUUUUUCAUUUGUGUCCUCAACCUCAUCAUUGGAUACCGAUUUUUUCGUCCAUUUAUCAGAUGAAUUAUUAGCUCAAGGUAAAGAUGGUUUAUCUGAAUCUGAUGAUUUAUCAGGAUCAGCUAAAGGGUUAGGUAAUGGUUAUGGUCAAUCCAAAUGGGCGGCUGAAUAUAUCAUCAGACAAGCUGGUAAGAGAGGUUUAAGAGGUUGUAUUACUAGACCUGGUUAUGUUACUGGUUAUGGUAAGACUGGUGCUUCUAACACUGAUGAUUUCUUAUUAAGAAUGUUAAAGGGUAGUGCUGAAUUAGGCUUAUAUCCAGAUAUUAACAAUAAUGUUAAUAUGGUUCCAGUUGAACAAGUGGCUAGAGUUGUAGUUGCGACUGCUUUCCAUCCACCACAAGAUGAUGAAUUAGCAGUAGCUCAUGUUACAGGACAUCCAAGAAUCAAGUUUAAUGAUUUCUUAGGCACGUUAAAGAGUUAUGGUUAUGCUGUUGAAAAGGCCGAUUAUCCAACGUGGAGAAGUGCAUUAGAAAAGUUUGUUAUUGAAGAAAGUAAAGAAUCAGCUUUAUUCCCAUUAUUACAUUUCGUGUUAGAUAACUUACCUCAAGAUACCAAAGCUCCUGAAUUAGAUGAUUCCAACGCUGCUAAAUCGUUAAAAUUAGAUGCACAAUGGACUGGUCAAGAUUAUAGUUCUGGUAAGGGUAUUGAUGAAGAACAAAUGGGUAUUUAUAUUAGUUAUUUAAUCAAGACUAAAUUCUUACCUGCCCCGACUGAAGCUGGUAAAUCCAAAUUACCAAUAGUGGAAGUUAGUCAAGAAUCAUUAGAUUUGAUUGAAGGUGGUGCUGGUGCUCGUUCAUCUGCUGCCAAGUAGACUUACUCACAUGCAUAGACUAUCCAGUCCUCCUACUUAAUUAUAUAGUUUGUACAUUAAAAAUUAGUAAAUAUAGAAAUCAUUAUUGCAAGACCUUGUUGU
Molecule: messenger RNA, 4567 nt
Organism: Scheffersomyces coipomensis
Lineage: Eukaryota; Fungi; Ascomycota; Pichiomycetes; Serinales; Debaryomycetaceae
Gene: LYS2
Product: L-aminoadipate-semialdehyde dehydrogenase
Exons: 1
Coding region: 269-4465 (1398 amino acids)
Biological process (GO): L-lysine biosynthetic process
Molecular function (GO): phosphopantetheine binding; L-aminoadipate-semialdehyde dehydrogenase [NAD(P)+] activity
Source: RefSeq, a predicted model, not a curated record